Trichomonas vaginalis G3 is the source of this 411-nucleotide messenger RNA. RefSeq names its product protein of unknown function, DUF4106 family. The record is from RefSeq and is a predicted model, not a curated record. Bases 1 to 411 code for a protein of 136 amino acids. NCBI's taxonomy places the organism in Eukaryota, Parabasalia, Trichomonadida, Trichomonadidae. The transcript has a single exon.
AUGAGGUCAUACAACUUGACAUUAGAUGCUAUGAACUUUAACAACAACUUCACAACAACCAUUAACCCUGAAAUGCAAAGUUCUAUUAUGCCAUAUGUGAAAGUAUGGACCCAUACAGGAGGUCAAAAAACUCAAUAUACAAAUGGAGACCGUUCAAACUUUUGGCUUGGCAUUCCAUUUGCUGACUCAGAAGACUUUAUGGGUGGUAUUUCAACUGUUGGUACAGUUCAAAUACAAUAUACUGGUGACAGAGACGGUCCAGAUGAAUUGAAAGCAAAGAAGUUUACAAAACCAAUAGCACUUUUCACGGAAGAUGCUCUUUUGAAGAUUCGUUCGAUGAAACCUGCUGGGGCUCCUCAGAUUGGCAUAACGACAGCUUCCAUCGAGCAGAUUUUGGCAGCAGGUCAGUAA